AUGCCUGCCCCGACGGUCAAGCCCGUCGCCUCCAAGAAGAGGAAAAAUGUCAAGGAGGCCGCCGUGCCCUCCUCCAAGCGCCGUGCCGUCGCUGACCCCGACCGCGCAGAUGCGACCGCCAACAUCCAGGAGCUCGAAGACCAGAUCUCCGAGUCCCGGAAAUACUACAACAACAUCGCGACCCUGAUCUCCAUGCUCAGCACCGAUGAGGCGGCGAAGAAACCGAAUAUGGCCGUCGCGGUGGCCCUGUGUCGGGUUUUCAGCCGGUUGAUCGCGGGUGGGAACAUGACGGAGACCAGCCGGGCUGCAGAGAAUGAGAAGGUCAUUGUGGCUUGGUUGAAGGAGCGUUGUCGGGAGUACCAGAAGCUCCUGUUGUCGAUUAUUCGCGAAAGUGAUUCUUCCUCUCAGCAGAUCACGGCCUUGACCCUCUGCCUGUGCCUCAUCAACGAACGUGCCACACACCUCCCCGGCGAAGACAUCCAAGUUUGGUCCUCGGGUCUGUUCAAGGGCGUUUUCGAAUCCGUCGUCGAGGCCACAAACGGACAGGCGGUGCUGUCCGAGUUCAUCGAGAAAACCAAGGAAUUCGAAGAUGUGCGCUACUUCACCUUCAUGCAACUUGCUGAAUACGCGACCACCGAGCGCAGCAGCGAGACCAUCGACCUCCUGAUCUCCAUACUAUCAGCAAGCGACUCCGUACCGGGACCCGAGCACGAAUUCGAGAGUCUCUACACGCAAUCCAGCCAGAAGAACAAGAAGGUGGUGUCGGUCAACUCGCAGAAGAAGCGCGCGCAAGACGCCUGGCUGGCGAUUCUGCGCAACAACCUCUCCCAAUCGCAGCGCAAGAACCUGCUGCGCAUCAUGGUCCACAACAUCGAGCCGUGGUUCAACCGCCCCGAACUGCUCAUGGACUUCCUGACCGACUCCUACAACGUCGGCGGCGCGACCUCCCUCCUCGCCCUCUCGGGUCUCUUCUUCCUCAUCCAGGAAAAGAACCUCGACUACCCCCAGUUCUACCACAAGCUCUACUCCCUCCUCGACGCCGACCUGCUCCACUCCAAACACCGCUCCCGCUUCUUCCGCUUGAUGAACACCUUCCUCGCCUCCACCCACUUGCCCGCCACCCUCAUCGCCAGCUUCAUCAAACGCCUCUCCCGCCUCGCCCUCAACGCCCCUCCCCCCGCCAUCGUCGCCAUCGUCCCCUUCAUGUACAACCUGCUGAAAGAGCACCCCACCUGCGCUCUGAUGAUGCACCGCAACGUCCGCCCCGAGUCCCUCAAGGCCCAACUGGAAGCCGAGGGCAUGGACGACCCCUUCGACCCCUCGGAAACCGACCCCGUCCGCACAAACGCCAUCGAGAGCAGUCUGUGGGAGAUCGAGACCCUGCAAUCCCACUACCAUCCCAACGUCGCCGCCAUCGCCCGCAUCAUCUCCGAGCAGUUCACCAAGCAGUUCUACAACCUCGAGGACUUCCUCGAUUACACCUACCAGGGUAUGCUGCAGGCGGAGCUGGGCACCGAGGACCGGCCGUUCAAGAGGACUCCCGUUGUGGAAUACCAAAUACCCAAGCGGAUCUUCACGGAUCGGUUGCUGGAGGAGGACGGUGGCCAGGAUACGGCGCCGGGCAGUCUCGUCAGGGAGCUGUGGGGGUUCGCGUGAUGAAAGUAUAUAUCCUAUUGCGGGGCUGUGCAUUUAGAUUUGUCACUUCUUAGCGUACAUAAUUAGAUUUGGGAUCCGGAUGGUUUAUUAUCACGGUGAUUUUUUAUAUAAGAAAAAAAAAGUUUGUCAUGCCUAGUCUAAAGAGAAAGAGAGAGAGAGAGUGUGUGUGUGU
Messenger RNA from Aspergillus heteromorphus CBS 117.55, 1828 nucleotides. RefSeq names its product ribosome biosynthesis protein NOC4 (gene noc4). Bases 1 to 1656 code for a protein of 551 amino acids. Lineage: Eukaryota; Fungi; Ascomycota; Eurotiomycetes; Eurotiales; Aspergillaceae. Gene Ontology annotation, cellular component: nucleolus; Noc4p-Nop14p complex; small-subunit processome. Gene Ontology annotation, biological process: ribosome biogenesis. The transcript is spliced from 3 exons. The record is from RefSeq and is a predicted model, not a curated record.